AUGACGAUUAAUCAUAUCUUGACUAUGGCUUCUGAGACAAAUCAAUAUCUCAAAUGUAAUCACACUGUCGUAGAUCUUGGCUGUGGACCUGGACAAGAUUCUUUGUGGUUAUCAAAUAAAAAAAUGAACAAAGAAAUGAAUCUAAUUGCUAGUGAUAUAUCAUCCGGUAUGAUGAAAAUCUUAGAUGACGAAACACACAAACGAAACUUAUCAAGUAUUAUCAAAACAUAUUGGUUUGCUGGUACCAAACACUCACGAAAGACUAUUAGUAGCACUAAGCUUGUUGUUCAAUACAGUCUUUUGGUUACAUGCUGUGUAUAUGUGAGAUAUCUUGGACACGAAUUCGCGCACGAAUGUAUUCCAACUCUGAUCACAUUUGUUCCAAGUGAAAUUCGACAAUUGAAAAAAUUGCCCAAAAAUCUUGAAAAACAUGAAAAUUUCAGAAAAACGCGAACGGAUUCGUUUCGUCGCUUCCAGCGACCAUUCCAACCCUUAUUCCCGAUACAACUCGACGAGCUCUAUCCGUUGCAAUCAUUAAAAAAAUUGUCACCCAUCCUCACCCCUUACUUUAAUAUGCUUUCAUUAUGGAUAUGUACCACACUUUAA
Messenger RNA from Adineta ricciae, 606 nucleotides. NCBI's taxonomy places the organism in Eukaryota, Metazoa, Rotifera, Eurotatoria, Adinetida, Adinetidae. The record is from the annotation of a GenBank genome assembly.